Kluyveromyces lactis is the source of this 2469-nucleotide messenger RNA. It is a transcript of the gene TRZ1, whose product is annotated as tRNase Z. Gene Ontology annotation, cellular component: mitochondrion. Bases 1 to 2469 code for a protein of 822 amino acids. Gene Ontology annotation, biological process: mitochondrial tRNA 3'-end processing. The record is from RefSeq and is a predicted model, not a curated record. Lineage: Eukaryota; Fungi; Ascomycota; Saccharomycetes; Saccharomycetales; Saccharomycetaceae. Gene Ontology annotation, molecular function: 3'-tRNA processing endoribonuclease activity. The transcript has a single exon.
AUGUACCAGUUGAUUCCAAUUACACAUCCCUGUUUGGAUACUAAGCAGCCAUUGCUACUGCUUCAGUCUGAUCAUGGUGAUAAAUACUUCUUCGGUAAGAUAGGAGAAGGUUCUCAAAGAGCCUGUAAUGAGUCAAAGGUUAAGUUCGGGAAAUUGAACGGAAUAUUUUUAACAGGUGAGAUGGAUUAUUCCUGCAUCGGUGGGUUACCAGGGUUAAUCUUGACUGCUAGUGAUCAGGGGAAAAAAGAUAUAAGCAUUUUUUAUGGAUCUAAUAUCUUGGAUUACGUGGUUAGUACUUGGAGAUAUUUUGUGUUCAGGUUCGGUUUGGAUUUAAAGGUUUCCACGUUGAAAAAUUCGGAAUGUUAUCAGGACUCUACUAUUACUGUAAAAUCAAUCGUCAUUAGCAAUAGUGCAAAUGUAGAUCAAUGUGUACAACAACAUCAGUCGCUCGGUUUUACUAAUGGCUUGAAGAAUAUCAUCGCUCGUAUGUUCCCUGAAGUAAAUCCCACAGAUGAACAGGAUCCUUCUGCAAAUAGCACGUUAAAUGUUGAUAUACCGCCUGAAGCCAUUGGAGCCAAGAAUCUGACGACGUCUUACGAGCUUACCUUCCCAGCUGUUAGAGGUAAGUUCAACGUGGAAGAAGCUAAAAGAUUGGGGGUACCUAAAGGUAGACUUUAUGCCGAGUUGGCUAAGGGUAAUAGUAUCACUUUAGAAGAUGGCACUGUAAUCAACUCCGAUCAGGUGUUGAGUGAAACUAGGAACUUUGGGAAAGUUUUGGUCUUGGAUAUUCCAUCAAACAAAUACAUUCCUCGAUUCAUUGAUGAAUUUAAAAAUUAUCCUACGGAUCAAUUGUCAGCUAUCUACUACUUCCUUGGCGAUGAGGUUACCAUCACCGAUGAUUUAUUCCAAUUUUUUGAUACGUUCAGCGAUGAUCAAAUCCAGCAUUAUGUAUCUCAUUCCUCAAUUUCUCCAAACACCAUAGCAUACGAAAGCGCAGCAAUUGCAACUUUAAAGUUGAAAGCAUUGCAAGUAGAAAGUUAUAACAUUCCCAUUACCGAUAGAGUUUACUCCCGGGAGUUUUUCCACUGCUUCCCAAAAGACCUACCAGAAGGAUCAUCAUUAGUUCAACAACAAGAACAUGUGCCAUCAUGUUUGGUGAAAAACGAGAAUAUGCAUGUCUUUGAGAAGAUGAAAGGAAUAGCCUUGGAACCUUUCACUGUUGGUAAAGAAAAUAUGGUCAUACAUGAAUCUCAGUUGCCCACAGCCAAGCAGAGCUCAACGAUUGAUGAAUUGUAUGAGUCUCAUGUGGUUCCAUUAUGCAUUGAAGGUUCGUCUUUAGAACGCACCGUACAUGAACAAGUACACGUCAAUAACUUUGAUAAUAAAACUAAAUUGAAUGAAAUUGAAAUAAUUUCCCUUGGAACUGGUAGUGCAUUGCCAUCUAAGUACCGUAAUGUUAUUUCAACAUUAGUGAAGAUACCGUAUACUGAAGUCGAUGGCACUGUUGUGAACCGUUCUAUCCUUCUCGAUGCAGGGGAAAAUACUUUGGGUACCAUUCACCGUACCAUACCUGAUAUUGAUGUACCGAAGCUUUUCAGAGAUGUAAAGUUGAUAUAUCUAAGUCAUCUCCAUGCUGAUCACCAUUUGGGUAUAGCAAGUCUCAUUAAAGAAUGGUAUAAACACAACAAGCACACUGCCGAUAAACUUUACGUUAUUACGCCAUGGCAGUAUAACAUAUUUGUUCGAGAAUGGUUUAGUCUAGAAGAUCCAGCUAUACUUUCAAGGAUAGAGUACAUAAGCUGCGAACAUCUAAAAGCAGGAGACGAUAUCAGAAAGCAAACAAAGCCAUUAUCCAUGGAUGUCGAUGGAACUUAUGCUACAAAAGGAAGAAAGGAUUUGGAACAUGACGAAGAAAGUGCUGUCAAAGAUACCGCAAAGAUCAAAAAGUUGAUGCAAAACUUACGCUUAAUGUCAUUUAGAACAUGUCCGGCAAUACACUGCGAUUGGGCAUAUUGUAAUUCCAUUUCUUUCUUCCUGAGUGCAAGAAGUAAAGAGCUCUUCAAACUUUCAUACUCUGGUGAUACAAGACCGAACUUCAAUCAGUUCGCAAGAGGAAUAGGUAAAAACUCCGAUCUAUUGAUUCAUGAGGCAACCUUGGAAAAUGAAUUAAAAGUUGAAGCUAUGAAAAAAAGACAUAGUACCAUUAAUGAGGCUAUAAAAGUUUCAAACACGAUGAAUGCAAGAAAACUCUUGCUAACGCAUUUCUCACAAAGAUACCCAAAGGUCCCGAAUACCAACCGUAGUAUCAAGUUGAACGCCAGAGAAUUAUGUUUUGCCUUUGAUGGGAUGAUCGUUUCAUUCAACGAGCUAGGUAAACAACAAGACAAAAUAGAUCUACUUGGCAGCAUCUUUGUCGAAGAAGAAAAUGAUGCCAAAAAAGAAGACGUUAAGGGUUUAGGAAAUAUAUAA